Macadamia integrifolia is the source of this 1872-nucleotide messenger RNA. RefSeq names its product seed biotin-containing protein SBP65. Lineage: Eukaryota; Viridiplantae; Streptophyta; Magnoliopsida; Proteales; Proteaceae. The record is from RefSeq and is a predicted model, not a curated record. The coding region runs from base 575 to 1705 and encodes 376 amino acids. The transcript is spliced from 2 exons.
AUCAGUCAGAGAUUGAUCUCAAUUGAUAUUAAUACUAUACGACCGAUACGGUUAAAACCAUUCUCACAAACAAGGUUUUUUUUUUUUUUUUUUUUAAUCCAAGCUGAUAUCCGCUGAGUCGCUGACUAACACUGAUUAAACAAUUCAAAUCCAAAGCCCAGCCCAUCCUAUGACAUUUUUGUUUUUGAGACCCAAUGACCCAAUCAGAUGGGCCAGGGAGGAGAAAAAUCGUGGAUAAGUAGGCCUCUGGCCCUUGGUGCAGGCCAUCAAGAACGGUCAAGAUUAUCUGGCACAGGCGGUGCCAACAGCCAAGACACGUGUGAACAGAUCCAAACCGUCCAAAAGAGUUGCUUACUCACCUUCUCAAUUCCUUAACAGGUGGCCUCAAACUAAAUUACACUUGUCGACCUCUCCCACUCAAGCAAAUCCACAUUCCACCCCUCAACCCAAACUGAAACCGCCUUUGCUCCCAGUUUUAAAAACCAUCUCCCUCUUCCUUCUUUGCUUCAAAUCCUUCCACCAAAACAACACACAACAAUCUUAUCUCCAGAGAACACACACGCAUACAUUGGCAAUGGCUUCAGAGAAAAUUGAAAGGGUUGGCGAGGCCAGAGAAGAAGCCCCUGCGGAGAAAGUUGUAAAGAUUGACGAGGCUAGAGAAGAACCUGUUGAGAAAGAGAGAGUUCCCAAGAUGACCAUGCACUUCGAAUCCCUUGCUGAGAAAGCCAAAGGCCCAGAGGCCCCUGACACCCACCGUGAUCAAACUCAUGCUGAGAAAGCUAGGCAAUCCAAUAACGUCAGAGACAAAGAAGCAGAAACAGAGAAAGAGAAACAAGGUGACACAGAUGUUCAACCCAAUAAAGAAGCAGAGUCACUGUCGCUGGAGGAGAUCGGGAAGUACAGAGCAACAGCACAGCAGAAAUCCGUGGAAGCCAUCAGGAAUGCGGAGGAAAGGAACGCAAAGGCAAAGGAAUCCACUGAUGCGGCUCAGGGUGCAUCGGAGAAGGUGGCAGCUGCAAAGGAUACGGCCAUGGAGAAAGGUCAGCAGGCCUAUGAAUACGCCACUGAGAAGGCUCAAAAGGGUGCUUCGGCCACCAAAGAUACCCUGGCGGGUGCUGGAAAGACUGCCCUUAACUCCACGGCGCUUGCGGCCGAGAAGACUAAGGAUGCUGUAGUAACUGGCGGCGGGACUGUAUUACACUACGCUGAGGAGAAAGCUGCAGGGGCUAAAGACACUGCCGUGAAUGUGGCCAAGAGUGCUGCAAGCUAUGCUGGUGAGAAGGCAGUGGCAGCCGAGGAUGCCACCUUGGAAGGUACUAAAAAGGUAGCCACUUCUGCAGCACAGAAGGCCAGCGUGGUUGGUUUGAGUGUUGCAGAGGCUGCCGCAGCCGCUGGUCAUCAGGUAGCCGAGCUCUCGGCAGAGAAGAUGGCAUCCGCUAAGAAUGCAGCCGAGGCAAAGCGUCUAGGCUUAACAGAGUAUACAGUGGAGAAACAGGGAAAAGCGAAGGCAGAGAUUGAGGAGCCGGAUCAAGGCACAAGGGUUGAAACUGGAACUUAUGUGGAUGUAACGCAGAAGACACAUGAGGAUCAAGGACAGGGAGGGAGUGUAAGUGGGCUAUUUGGAGCUGUGGGCGAAACCGUAGCUGAAAUUGCACAAUGCGCCAAAGAAAUGGUUGUAGGCCAGCGGCCUGAGAAGAAGGAAUAGAUGUGUACAUGGAGCAGUUUUACUCUUUCUUUGAAUUAGAUUUACAUAAAAAAGUAAUUAGGUUUCUUCAACUUUGAGUCCAGUUGCCCCUUGUAAGGUGGUGUCUUUCGUGUGAGUGGUGAAUAAAUUUGAAUGAAAAUGAUUGAAGUGGUAGCAUUUACAGAAAA